Osmia lignaria (orchard mason bee) is the source of this 11677-nucleotide messenger RNA. The record is from RefSeq and is a predicted model, not a curated record. NCBI's taxonomy places the organism in Eukaryota, Metazoa, Arthropoda, Insecta, Hymenoptera, Megachilidae.
GUUCCUUCCGAAUUGUUUCACGAGUUGUCGCGAGUUCGGUGGGACGUUUCUCCAUAAAAAAUAAUGGUACCGGCGAAACGAGGGUAACGACCGAAAGGCUGGAGUCUCGGACAAGUUACGCUCACCGUGUGUCGGACUCGUUGCGUGGACGGCUGCCAACUUCUCCUCACGAUUCUCGAUUCCAUCAACAAGGGUCAACGAUCGAAAGCAUCGCGUUUCGUAUCGGAAAUCCUUUGAAAUCGAUCCAUCGGAAGCAGAGCGAGCCUUCUUCCUCUCGAAUCGUCCGAGUCGCCGAAAUUCGACGACGCCCUGAUCUUUAUCUUCUAAACAUCCGCUACUCGUAUCUUCGCGAAUAUCAAAUCAGCGUGUAGAGAAAGAGGAAAGAGACAUAAUUCGAGCCGGAAGAGAAAAUGAAAUCCGUAAUGGAGGAAUGUCGGUAACGGUGGCCGGUGGGUAGCGCGUGGGAUAACCGAUUGCCGCCAGUCACGAAUCACUCGAAACGAGAUAACAUCGAGACUAAACGAGAGAUGCUUCGCAGAAGUACGAGGAUGAUAAGUAAAGACAGGUUUCGGUUUGUUGUACCUACCGAAAUCGUAGGCUUCGGUGCUCGCAUACGUAUUUAUAGUUUUGGACCGUUAAAAAGUACGUAUCCGAGUGAGCACCGCGGUGGUCGAUGAGCAGCAGGAUCGUACUACGGGACCGGUCUCUUAAUCUUCUCUCGAAAUAAACACCCUCCACGUUCCUGGCCAUACUUGCGUUCCCGCUGCUGGUGCCCGUAUUCCUACGCUUCUACCAUGCCGUGUUCACUCGAGUUUUACCUAUCUCGAAUAUCCGCUUCCGUCGCGUCGCCAGGUCAUGCGUAUAACCUGAAUCCUCCUCGUCUCGUAUAUUAUGCUCGAGAAAGGAAUUUUGAAUAAAAGUUGCACAGCUCGAGAGGUGCGGUAGCUUAAGUCUAACCGGAUGAAACAUUGCGUUAUUAUAAUAUUUGCAUUGUUAAUGGAGCACAAACGGUCGCGUCGACAGGGUACAGGCGAGGGGUUUCGUUACCCUCUGAAUAGAAACAAUCAGAACAAAAUUGUCGAGUAGACCGAAUGAAACAAAAGGAAAAUUGAAAUUGAAAAGUGGUAGCGAGGCAAAAAGUAAUUUAUCAUUUCUUUCUGAGAACGUCUCGAUCGACACCCCUCGAAUAUUCUUCUAUAUACAAGUUCUCAGUUUCUAAACUGUUUAUGGGAACAGAUAAGGGGGUUUUUUCUUCUCUUGCAGUUAGUUCUGUUGCAUCUUUCGAAUUUAGUAAUCACUAUAUCCUAAUGCCGUCGCGGUGGUCGUCGCAGUCGCGGGACCUCCUGCAGAGAGAACGAGAGAGAGAAAAACCGCGUCAAGGAUCGGUUUCGAUCCACGCGUCUGCUCCUACGCUUGGUCGCCUGUGUCGAUUAAUAAAUAUGCUAAUGCACCGAGACGAGAGUGUCUCGUUCGAUUUAAUUGAAACCGUUUCCCGUUAAAACUUGUCCCUCUAAGAGAGGCGAAUGGACGCGAAGCUUCUCGCGCUUGCAUCGUUUUAUAGGUACGAUUUGUAGGUGAAAGUCGAAGCGAGCAGGAGAUUUUGUAACGUUGAUCUAGCUCUCGAAAUCGUAUCAGUCGAGCACGAAGCUGUAUGUACAGUUAAAACCUGCGGCUAAGUUGGAAAGUAUUACGGAGCAGCGCGAUGCGUCAACGAAAAGAUAAGCGCGAUCCAAAUAAAAGAUACCGCCGGCCUUUCCUAGUACCCCCUUUAAAACUUCUUGCUGCUUCGAUAACAAGCCUUUGAGUCGCAUCGUAACCGAACUCCUCUCUUUCGUUUCUUUCUCGUCUCUCCGCGUCUGUUCAGUCUGAUUUUCGUCCUGUUACCAUUCGAGGAUCCUUCAGAUUUGCCCAUGGUUCUCGCGAAAAUUUCGUAGUUUCGCGAUCUCCGGUAACAAGGCAAAGGAGAGGUAUUUACGCUUCCUUGAUACCUGUCGAUAUUUUGACUUUUGAACGGCCAACGUGUACUUACACCGUCACGAAGGAAGGAGCGAAGAGGCGAUAGCGAGGAAGGUAUAACGAGCUCUUUGUGCGUUAUCUUUCGCCAGUUUGUUUCUUCUCGCUUCGGUACCGACGAACGCGUUACAAUCCCACGCAUAAAUGUCACCGACAAAGCUUAUCCCGUUUUUGAUCGCUCCGAAAGAGACUGGGUCGCUGGCCUACGCGACCCUGAACGCUCUUUUCUCUACGGAGAAUCACGUGGAAACUUGAAUUUUCUUGAAUCAACCCGAUCCCCACUGAAUUUAUUCAGAGCGAAGCGUAAUCGCGCAAAAUCUCGAACGAUGCUUAACAUUGGUUAGCUAAUUAUCCUCGCCCAAUUAAUUACUCCAGCCCCGUUUCAAUAUACCAGCCUCUCGGUCGCUGGUGUACGAGGAAAAAGAAAGUCGUUGACCCGAUACGUCAGCCUUGCGUAACAACCGCUUUACACACGUGACCCGUAAACUAAUCGUACAGUGAAACGAAAAGAAAGAUAGAAAAAAUACGCGUUUGAACGCAUCUAAAUGCAAACAAACGCGACACCUUUACGUUCGUCGCGAUCGUUGAAUCUAUUAUAAGCAAGUCUCGCAAUUUACCUGGCCUUCGAUCGCCGCAACGCACCGUGCCACGUCGCGUACGCAUCGUUCGCUUACUUCGUCACUUUGAAAGAAACAGCAAAAUCGUCGCUCCUUUACCGUUUUAUCUUUAGUCAUCAAUGGCAUCGUUGUACGACGAGAAAAUCGAUCGAUUUUAUCGAAACCGUCUGUCGAUUCAGUGGCAAUCUGGAACAAAGUUGGAAGCUCUCCAUCCAUUGGCAAAUAUGGAUUUCAAACCUCGUCCCGAUAAGCCACGAUUAACAUCGAAAUCAAAACGUUCGAGUUUCUUCUUUUUGUUGCUAUUUCUCGUGAUCGAUAAAGGGUGUAAGAAUAGAAAAGAGCGGGGAAGGGGCUCGGCUGCAUCCCUUGGUCGAAACACGUCCGUACACGUUCAUUCAUGGUAUAAAUUCGCUCGCGACUCUCUGCUUAUUGUUAACCAUAGACAUUCUGUUGUUUGGCACAUCGGCGCCGGUCAGUUUAGCGACGGACACCGCGACGAAAGGUCUGAACGUCGAUGUCGAUUAAAAUUGUGAACGAUUUUGUGGAGUUCUUCAAACGUCUCGCGCCGCGUUGUCUUCGCGAAAGAGAAAAUGAAGCAACCGCUCGUUGCGAAGAUGUGGAAGGGAACAGGCUCGUGAUCAAACAGAAUGAAGAGAUGAUCGCGAGCCUACCGAUACACAGCGGCGGUGGAGGCGGCGGUGGCAGCGGAGGGCCAAGUAACCGGGUGGGUCGUGGAUUGGCCCUUCACAGGUCCAAUUCCAGCCUGGAGCUUCCUCACAGUCCGGACCCUGGUUCUCGAGUGCCAGAAACUCCCCUAAGGCGGGAGUAUGGAUCUCACGGAAGCAUCGACGUGGUAGCCGCUCAGUCAGUGACGGUUGGCGAGAACUUGUUCGCGAUGCUCCAAGACCUGAGACCAUCGGCAUCGGAUCAGCGAAAUUCGGUCGGCGUGGAUUACCUGAGGCGCGUUCCAGACGGACAAACGGUCGACGCGGACGAGGUUUGCGGGCCGACCGCCGGCUCCAGUCCAAAACUACGAUUGAAAUUGAACAGACUGUGGGGCGCGAAACCGCCACGGGCCAUGGAGGAAAGCUGUAGCAGCCCCGUGUUGUCGGCCGAUGUCGAGGAGAGGCACAGAAGGCGAGCGUUCGCUCAUUACGACUGCCAAUCGCUCACAGCGAAUCUCGGUUACGCGGCGAAACUGAGGGGUAUCCUGCUGGCUAGGAGAAGAAACACCGCGACCGGAGCUUCUGCCGCGAGCUCCUUCAGGGCAUCCACCCCAGACGAGACGCCCGAGGAGGAUGUCGGGGAUGGAAAAGGUAACGAGUUGUUAGAAUCGUGUCCGUUCUUCCGAAACGAAACCGGCGGCGAAGGAGAGCGAGAAGUCGGUCUAACUCGAUGCUCCCAAGGCAACGGUGUUCACAGACCGUUCUUGGCGUACGGCGUCGCGGUUUUGGAACCGGCACCUGGAGAAACCAGCUGGAAGUACACUUGUCCGUUGCAGAAACGACCUCUCCCGAUCGAGAGCGUCGACGAGGGCGCUCACUAUUACAGGAGAUACUUUCUCGGCCGGGAACAUCAAAACUGGUUCGGUAUGGACGAACAAUUGGGUCCGGUCGCUAUCAGUAUUCGAAAGGACGCGAACCAAUACAGGAUAAUAGUUCGUACUUCGGAACUGUUGACUCUUCGUGGUUCGGUACCGGAGGAAGCUCUAGGAAUAAGGCCUCAGGGUAGACUACCGACCAGAGAACUGUUGGAACUUGUAGCGCCAGAGGUGCAAUUGGGCUGUCUCAGGUUGGGCACCGCCGCGGCCGAAGAAGCUCUGGCUAGAUUGGACGAACAGGGACUCUCCAAUAGGUACAAAGUUGGCGUCCUCUACUGUAGAUCCGGGCAAAGAACCGAGGAAGAAAUGUACAACAAUCAACACGCUGGACCAGCUUUCCUCGAGUUUCUCGACGCUAUCGGCCAAAGAAUAAGACUGCGAGGAUUCGAAGGUUACAAAGCUGGCCUGGAUACGAGAACCGACUCGACGGGUACGCAUGCGGUCGCGGCGACCCAUCGAGGAGCGGAAGUAACGUUUCACGUGUCCACCAUGCUACCCUUUACACCGAACAAUCGGCAACAGCUGUUGAGGAAGAGGCACAUCGGAAACGACAUAGUCACGAUAGUUUUUCAGGAACCCGGCGCGUUACCCUUCAGCCCGCGAAGGAUACGUUCGCAAUUCCAACACGUGUUCAUCGUGGUCAGAGCCGUUGAUCCGUGUUCCGAGAAUACUCAAUACAGCGUGGCGGUGUCCAGGAGCAAGGAAGUGCCCGUUUUCGGGCCACCUGUUCCACCGGGUGCCACGUUCGCCAAGGGAAAGACUUUUGCCGAAUUUAUUCUGGCUAAGGUGAUCAAUGCCGAAAAUGCUGCGCAUAGAUCGGAAAAAUUUGCCACGAUGGCGACCAGAACCAGGCAAGAGUAUUUGAAAGAUCUUGCGACAAACUACUCGUCCACUACGAUCGUGGAUACAGGGCAGAAAUUUUCCAUGCUGCCGUUCAGCAGCAAAAAGAAAACGGCCGUACGACCGAAACUAUCUUGCGACGCCUCGCAACGCGGCGCUAUAUGCUGGCAAGUGAUACUGGAGGACAGCAAUCAGAACACCGACUGUUACCUUGGGAUCAGCAUAGACACGGUCGUUCUAAUCGAAGAACAUUCCAGACAAAUUGUGUUUGUUACUGCCUGCGCGAGCGUACUCGGAUGGCACGCCCAAACGAACAGUUUGAGAUUAUACUAUCAUCAAGGGGAAUGCAUUACGAUUCACGUGCGCGGCGAUUACGGGGACAGAGACGAACUGAUGGAAAUAGUGGCGCGAUUGAGAGCGGUGACUCAAGGGGCGCCCGCUACGGAAUUGUCUUUGAAAAGAAACAGCUUGGGGCAAUUAGGUUUUCACGUGCAACCGGACGGAGUGGUUACGCAGGUGGAAAGCAUGGGCCUCUCUUGGCAAGCGGGAUUGAGGCAAGGCUCUAGGCUGGUUGAAAUUUGCAAGGUAGCAGUAUCCACCUUGAGCCACGAUCAAAUGGUUGAUCUGUUGAAAACGAGCGCUCAGGUCACGGUCACUGUCAUACCGCCGAAUAACGAUGGUAAUCCUAGAAGAGGUUGUUCCCUGCAAAAUUGUCAGUAUUUAUCGAGCAGCUACGAGGGAGACUACGAGAACGUAACUAGUCCGGACAAUACGCCGACUCAGCAGACAGCCAUGUCCCACCAGAGGAGAUACGAGCGAUCUUUCAGUCCACCGAGAUCGAGCAACAGUUCUGGCUACGGAACCGGAUCUAGCUCCAGGUCGUUCAACGAUCCACGCUUCCCUAUGGAGGGCACCAUGACCAGUAGCAGUAGCGGACACAGUAGCACCGACGAUCGCUGGUACGAACUGCUAGAACCUCAAGAUCAAGAGAACGGACAUCGCGCGGACGGUACUCCUCCACCGCCUCUUCCAGCCAGACAAUCUUAUCAAAUAGUGACUCCCAAGUCCUCUCAAAAAAAGGACAAAGAGUCUCACUACGCGAGCAGCAAACAGUUCUCCGAGAAUUUGAAACAUCACGGUCAUGAUCACUACGCGAAGGAGAGUAAUUACGUAUCCUCGAAAACGAUACAAGAGAACAACGCCAGGCACGAUAAUUAUCAAAGACAAUUGGAUAACGUUCAUCGAAACCAAGAUCACGUCACAUCCAACUACGUGAAACUUCAAAAGGAAAAGUACGAGAUGAAGCAGGAAAACUUGUACGCCUCCCAGAGGGAGCUCCAUAAAAACGAUGUCCAUCACAUUGGUCAUCAGAAAUUGAACGCAUCGAACUCGUUACCGUUGGCUCAAAACGCGGCUUACAGUCUUCCAAAGUCGAACAGUAACAACAAUCUGGGUAGAUGCAACGAGUACGAACAAUCGAAAUUCGAGUAUGAAGGAAAAGCGGAUAGAAGUCCGAAAUACGAAAUGCAGGAUGAAAAAAUGAUGGACAACAGGACGGCGGUGAAUAAGUACGAGCAGGAUAUUCGAGUGCACGAUAAGAGACCGAUAAACUACGAGUAUCCCGAGGAGGUGUACGAAAGGAGAAACAGUAAGUACGAGAUGGAAAUCGCAAAAUACGAGAUCGAAUGUCAACACGGGAUCAACGAAAGGAAACACGUUGACAACGGUGAACAAACACGCGAAUCCAUUAGAUACGAACUCCCGCACGAGUUUAAAGUCGGCGAGAAGGUAACCUGCUUGAAGACCACCAUCACCGAAAGACCAGUGCCUCACAAGAUAAACGUGGAAUAUCGACAAACGAAAGAUUUCGCCGCCAGCAGCUUACCGCCAGAGGUGAGAAUUCCCGACGUUAAUUGCUCGGAAGCGACCACUCUACCGAGCGAGGAUGAAUUAUCGAACGGUUCCGGAAGCGUGUCGCCUCGAUUGAGAAGAGCCGGCAAACAUCGCGGCGGAAAUCUUACUCCUUCGAGCGGAAGCUCGAGGAAUCAGAGUCCGAGACCGAAGCCAGGUGUUCGUAAUUCUCACAGGAACUCGGCGAAUCUAACGUCCAGCACGCUUCAAGAAGACCUAAUGAAGCUGAUCAAUCCUGAUUACAUCGCGGACGAUGGUCAAUUAAUAAACAACAACAACACGACCGGGAACGUAAUGAUCAGCAAUCAAAAUCCGAACAAGAUCAACAACAAUAUGCUCGAGAUUCAAAACAGAUGUAGAUCGAGAGAGAAUUUGUGCGGUGGCAGCGGCAACGCCCUCACCGUUUUGCCCGCGAACGGACAGGAGAACGGAAACGGUGGAUCGGAAGUGAUCCUCACGAUGGCCAGACCGGCAACGGUCAUCUCCAAUGCGAGCACAGCGUCUAGUCCCGCGCCGAGCGAAAACAAAUUAUCGAAGGAAGAAAGUUUGAUGCACGCUCUGUUUAGAUUAUCGCCACGCGUUACCAAACCUCCUCAUUCGAUUUCCAAAGCACCGACCAACCUGACGUCCAUCAAAGACACGAAAAAUCACAACGACUCGGACGUGGACUGUUGGCAAAAUCAUCACGUGGACGCUAGAUCGAAACAGCACGGUCAAGACUGGUCUGACGAUAGAUUAAUCGAUGGCUGCAAUACCAUCGCAAAUUCUGUCUCGGAUCUGCAAUCUCACUUGUCCACCCUCGAGUUGAGGGUAGCCAGAGAAACGCGUCGAAGGCUGUCCUUGGAAGACGAAGUACGUCGUCUGAGGGACGAGAAUCGUCGUCUACAGGACGAAAGCCACGCGGCUGCCCAACAACUUAGACGCUUCACCGAAUGGUUUUUUCAAACUAUAGAUCACCAAUAAGUAUAUACCUACCCUGAACGAUUCGUAACUACUCGUUCGAUCGUUCUGUGCGAGCAGUAUUAGUUACGCGUUUCCUCGACAGAUCAACGCGCGAAUCAAAGAUUAUUUAAAGCGAUCGCCGGUCGCACGAUUGAUAAGUACAUGCAUUUUGAGACGCGCGUAUCGUUUGCGCGAUAUUUUGUACAAUAGACACUUUGUUUUAGAUUAAAGUCGUAAAGAUAUCGUCCAAGUUACCAUCGUGACACUCCCCGUGCACAAGUUGACGGUGAUUCGUGUGCAAGAUUAAAAGAAAAAGGUACAUAGUAGCUGUUGUUCAUUCGGGGGAAUAUUGUUUCGUUAACGAUGCGCGUUAAUCGCAACAACGUCUCACUUUGAAACGACCAAAUAUUGCUAGUUGUUUAAGAAUCACUUUAACUUCGUCCGUAAUUUAUUACGUGUUUUUGUAUAAUUCAUCAGGGUAUUGUUAAGCGAAACGCGAGGGAUAUUAAACUUUCUUUCAUCCGUUGAGAUAAACAAUUAAUUUCUCCUCGUAAAAUAUCUCCUGUAACAUCGAUAAUAAAUGAAAAAAAUAAAUAAAUAAAAAGAAUUCGAUUUCAAUAGGAAAUAAUACAAUGCAACCAAUUAGAAUAAAAUAGUUUAUUAUAAUUCACAGGAAAAAAAACAAGACAUUCUCAUGACGCCUGAAAACUCACUGUUCUGCAUCGAUUAACAAUAAUGUUUAGCCGUGGUUACCACUCUUUCCUGUUCGAGACCAACGGAAAGCCGCAUUCGUGUAUCAUGUCAGAUCGCCGAGGUGAGCAAUACCGGAGUAUUUAUUCCACCAUGUAAUCUACGGUAAAAUUUUUUUACGAUAAUUUUCUCUUUAAAUAGUAAUGUAAUAACAGAUUUUUGUCUUCGUGUAUAUAUAUCUAUAAGUGUGUAUAUAUAUUCAUAUGCAUAUGUUAUAUACGCAUAAUCGGAAUACCCGUGUCAACGGAGAAAACCUAAGACCGCUCUCACAUAAUACUCUACCACCGCGUAAGGUUGCAACGAUCGUAGCCUGGUUCGACGUGGUCCGUGGCCAAUGAACAGUAAAUCCUUCGGUUCGGGAACGCGUUCGAAUCUUUAACCCUCGAACGUACGGAGUCGGUUUCGAUAUCAAUAUGGAAAAGAUUAAAGAAAAUGCUCAACUGUUCGUCCGAGAGUUAAUAAGCAAACUAAUGAUACACGAGAGCAAAACAUCGCUCGUUGUCCGCGACGCGUAUCAUCAAGAUUUUUUACCAGUUUUCGUUCGCUUCUUAAGUACAUCGAGAAGGUAUGCGUGGAAAAUGUAAUCAUUAUUCUCGUUGCGCGUCUAACGAAAUAUACAUGUAUGCCCUGUGCGCAAAGAGGAUCUUGUUCGGAAAGAUUCUAUUGCGUGUGUCGUCGACAACGAGAAACGGUCAGGAGGAUUUACAACGACCGACGCUUUUCCACGUUUUCCCAUCUUCCCCUUAUUUUAUCAUUUUUUUUAAACGAACAAAUUUAACCCUUUAACUCUAAAUCGGGACAUGGUAUAUAUUAAACUGUUUCAACGUUCGGAUGGAAACUCGCUGGGGAGAAACAGCACGAGCAGAAACAUGAGCACCAGAUACAUAAGUUACGCGUAGUGCGUUUCCGUCGAAGCGGUGCAUACUGCGAGAAAAAUCAGCGUCAAGACACGGUGAAAUAGUAAAGCGACGAGGCGUCCUCGACAUUAUGGCACGAAAGGCGAAGGUAUCGCUUUACCGGUUUACGGGAACAAAGCUUACGUUUCUCUUCUCUUCCGUUUCGAAACGACUUAUUUUUCAAGAAAUCUCUAGUUUCACGAGGAAGCCGUGCAACGAAGAGAAGAAAAACGGUAUCGUUCGAGGAUUCGCGAUCGGAGACCGAGGCACAAAAGUUUCGAGACGCGUGGGACAAAACGGACAGGGGCAGCGGAGGUUGUGUGAUUAUGUACAAGAAAUUUCAUCGAUUUCUCCAAACGGGAAUCGAAAAUCAACCGUGCGUUUAACCGACAAACGAGUCGAACUAGGACGAGAGGAUCGAUGAAAAAUAUCGUUCAUCGCCGGUAUACAUUUUUCACCUUUCACCUUUUUCGCGCUUAAUCACUUUGCCAAUUAUCUUAUUUUUCUGCACAGCUUUCGAAAAUUCGUGCUCCUCAUCGAGAAUUAAUCUCGAUUCUACCAACGACGCUUCUCCUUCGAUAAAUUGAUCUCGAGCACGCGAUCAGAUCGAAUUGGAUAUCGUCCAAACUUUGAUCCCUAAACGCUCGAAUAUUACGAAUAAUAAUAUAUCGGAGAGUAGUACACGCCUCUGCGUCGUAGCUAAUACAAAAAUACUGUUCUGUUGCACCAUUUUUUUCUUUUCCUACUAUUCCUAUUAUUUUACGCAUAAUAAUCCCUGUAGUCUUUUAAAAACGCUCCUUUAUCGCUGUCAAGGGAAACAAAGGGAGGAAACGAAAAAUACUGAAUACGGCAUAUAAGUAUAUAUAUAUAUACAUAUAUAAAAAAGAAAAAACAAAAAAUCACGGUAAGAGGACUCUUUUUUUCUCUUCAACGACAAAUGUUUCGCAAACACAGCGAGAACAUACGAAAUCAAACGAUCUCGAUGUACGAUAGGCCUUCGUUUAUAUGGAACGAGACGAUUCGAAAAGUUGGGAUACUCCAGAUACAAUGGUACCUCGGUAUACGACCUUAAUCCGUUCCUGAUGUCUGGACUUAUACUGCAUCACCCUUUCCCAUAAAAUAAUUAAUCCGUUCUCAUGUAAAAAAAAUUAUACCUACGUUAAUUUAGAAUUUCGCCGGAAUUCUAGCGUACAUCGAGACGGUAGUUAGAGAGGGGAAAAAACGAAUAAGCAGAAAACUGUGUUUCCUGUUUGGAAAUUAAUAGAUUCGGAUAGCAAUCGGUAAAAAGUCAGCCUCUCGUACGUGUAGAUGAUCGUGCGAGGGCCACGUAUACUCGUAAACGCGCACGUUACCCUCCUCCGUUUCCGAUUUGUCUCGUAACUUUCGAUGAAUUGCGAAGGGAAACGCGACGACGAUACAAUGUUCGAUACAAUCGCGAUAUAAUGCCGUAACGUGCCACACGUAUCCAAGAAAGAAGAAUCUACGGAAAAACCUUUCUUUCUUUUUCCUAGAUCAAAUCAGUUCAUGAUAUGCGAACGACACGGACUGACGGACUAAUUACUUUAUCUUUUCUUUCUCUCUCUCCCGAUAUUCUAUAUUUCUUUUUUCUUGUUUCUGUACUCGUUCAAUUAAUUACAAUUCAGCAUGGCGAACAAAAGAUUUCGUCCCUUUACUCGAGAGAAAUCACAUUGACGCACCAAGCCAUUAUUCACUACGAUUAUUCAUCAUAUAAUUGUGUAUAUAUAUAUAUAUAUAUAAUAUAUCAUAUAUUCAGCAUCACAGUAAGAUAGCGCCCUUCAUUAUUAAGUGAUCGUCGAUCAGUUCGGACCAUUUAUAUUCAUUCCUGUUAACAACAUUCUUCUACAACAACCCGUCUAAACAUUGUCGAAUAAUUUUCAUCUGGCAUCGACGUCGAUGCAAUUGUUACGUACAUGAUUGGUAUCGUGUUCGUAGAACUGAUACGUCGAACUAGCAACUUGUCAGAAAGUGAAAUAAAAUCGUCCGCGUACAACAGGCCUGUGUAUCAAACGAGCUCGUAAAAUACUGAUACCGGACAAAGGAAAAAAGAAAAAAUAAAAUAAGGUGAGACGAUUAAAUCGACAAUCAAA